Boeremia exigua is the source of this 351-nucleotide messenger RNA. RefSeq lists its product as uncharacterized. NCBI's taxonomy places the organism in Eukaryota, Fungi, Ascomycota, Dothideomycetes, Pleosporales, Didymellaceae. The record is from RefSeq and is a predicted model, not a curated record. Bases 1 to 351 code for a protein of 116 amino acids. The transcript has 4 exons.
AUGCAUUUCUUAGCAAUUCUGUCUGCCAGUGCCGCGUUUCUCAGCACCGCCUUCGCUGCUCCUGCUAAGGGAGGUACCGCUAAGGCUCCUGCGGUCGCCUGCCACAGCAUCAGUCACCGUGUAUCCGUCCCUCCCACUAGCGAUGGCACAGGGAAAACUUGGGAAAUCGCCCAGGCCCAGUGCGUUAUUGCCAAUAUUCCUGUCAAUGGUGCAGUGACUGCACGUCUGACGGCUCCUGCCAAGUCCGGUGUUGCAGGCUGCUAUCUUCAACUGUUCAAAGAGCAGGGCUGCGGAGUUACUCUCACAAAUCAGUACCAUGGAUUCCCAUUCAAACGGCGUAUCUACUGGUAA